Molecule: messenger RNA, 3670 nt
Organism: Stegodyphus dumicola
Lineage: Eukaryota; Metazoa; Arthropoda; Arachnida; Araneae; Eresidae
Product: alanine aminotransferase 2-like
Biological process (GO): biosynthetic process
Molecular function (GO): transaminase activity; pyridoxal phosphate binding
Source: RefSeq, a predicted model, not a curated record
UCUGCAUGCCAUCUUACCAGAUUUAAAUUGAUGAUCUAUAAUCCAGAAAAACCCUAAUCUGGAAUCGCCAAAGUCCCGACGAGUCCGUAUUACGGACUUUGUACUGUAUCUUAUUCCAGAUCAUCUGGAACAGGUAUGUAUGCUCAAGCAUGCCAUCCAACCUUACAGCAACAAUGGGGAUGCUUAUAAUUCAAUUUAUCCACAAUUAAACUUUCAGAAUACUGGUAUUAUACAGACAAACAAUAUCAGUAAUGUAGAAUAAUAUCAAACUGAGGCUGGUAGACAAAUAUAAGAAAUUUAAAUUUGUUUGAAAUCUUAAGAAACUCAAUAAAAGUCCAAAAUUCUGUUCAUCAGGCUUUCAACAUAAGGAAAAUAAUGAAAGUGAAUUGUCAUUAAGUGAUUGAACCAAAAACAAGAUGGCAUAAAUAUGCAAAAACUUCUUUUUUUUUUUUUUUUUUUUUUUUUUUUAAGGACUGUCAGCUUUAUUUUAAUACAUACAAUAUCUAUUCUUCAGUUCCUUUAUGUAAGUGCAGAUCAUGUGACAUGAUUAAUUUACAUAUAGAUAGUUCCUCCCUUUUUAAGAUUACCUACUUAAUUUUUGUAUUUUGCUUGUUAUAUGUUCAUAUUAUACUGUGCCACAUAUUACUGAGAUAAUUGUAACUCAUUUUUCUUAAGUAUUGCCUUAUUGAUUCUUUUCCAAAGCUGCAUUUUGUUGUUAAUUUUUACAAGAGAUGGUUCUGCUACAACUGACUUUAAAAAAUGAAUUGUAAGGGAACGAGCAGGUGCUGAAAUCUCUUUAUUGUCAUCCAGGUACACUGACAAUAGCAUUAAUAGAAAAAGAGUUCAGAGCACUUUUGACAGCUAAAGCCCUGUCUUAGCUAUAACUUUGUUGCUGUGGGUGAAAUUGCCAAUGAAAUGUUUUAAAAUAACAUUUCUGGAACUUGACUGCUGUCUUCCCAAAGACUAGUAGUAGUAGAGUAGAUUUCCAUUAGGAUCUCUGUUAUGAGAAAAUCUUUGAGAGGUAUUUGUCCUGUUGCUUAUUAACUAAUUCUUUUAUUUCUUUGUUUAUCCCAGUAAAGUCAGCAAUGUGAAUCAAAUAAGUGUUUACAUCAUUUCCUUUUUUAAUGGUAGAAUGUUUUAGAGUCACUAUCAGUGAUUUUGGUAGGUUAAAAUGUCCAAGCGUUUUGCACAAGAUAAAGGAAUGUGCAAGCAAUUUUCAUGAGUGAUACAUUUUUUCUGGUAUCAAUUUUUCAUUAAAAAGAACAUGAGCCAUUUCCUUCUGAAUUAACUCUUUGUGUAAUAUAUGAUAUAUGAUAUGAUCACAUGUGCAAAAUUAUUGGUGCUGUAAUUUACCAUUUGAUAAAUCAGUUCUUCGGAGUUUUUAUGGUUAUACAAUGCUAAUGUCAUGUGCUAGAUCUGGGAAAAAAAAUUCAUUCCAGUUGCAUCAGUAAGCAUUUAGCAGAUAAACAAACAAACUGUUUGAUAAUGGUGCCUGGCUUUGAGCCAGCAAGAUAAGCCAAAGGGUUAAACAUGAAGCAAAUCAGUAUAAAAUCGGUGACAAUUUCUUGAAUAAUUUUUAGAUAGCCUUUGACAAGAUUGCUAUUAUUUGCUCCUAUUAUUGAUGUCCUGCUAUGGUGAUAAGCAUAUGUUCUUUCCAUUUGGCAAGUGAUUUUUUAUUGUGUUACAAAAGUUAAAUUUCAUCAUUCUUUAAAAAUAGAGCUUAAAUAAUGUCCAGGUUCUUGUUAGUAUCCAGUGCUAGCUCUUAGCUCUAUUCUCUAAGGAAAAUACUUAAAACAAACCUUUUUUCAUCAAUAGCAAGUAUCUGAUGGAUUUCGCAGGAGGGUAUCUGACGGCAGAUACCAUUAAUCAAAAUCUGAGACACAUGGAAUUUCCUUGGCCAAGUCCUGUCGUAUCUCGGGGAAAUGAAAUCGAAAGGGAAAUUAAGAAGGGAAAAAAAUUUACUUUUGAAGAAGUCAUCCAUGCUCACGCUGGGGAUCCUCAAGGAAUGGGACAGAAACCUGUGACUUUUUUUCAGCAGGUUGUAUCACUAUGCUUUAAUCCAAGUCUUCUGCAAAGUCCUUCCUUCCCAUCUGAUGCAAAGCAGAGAGCCAUGACCAUCUUAAAACAUUGUAGAGGAUGUAGCACUGGUUCAUACACUGAUUGUUCUGGAAUGCUGGUUGUUCGUCAACAAGUGGCUGAGUUUAUUCAAAAUAGAGACAGUGUUCCAGCGUCGUAUGAAGACAUAUUUCUCUCAAAUGGAGCUACGGAUGCUAUAAGGGUUGUACUUUCUUUGUUUAACAACAGCGCAACUACAAAACCACCUGGUGUAAUGAUACCGAUACCACAAUAUCCUCUGUUUUCUUCAACUGUAGCGGAAUAUGGUAUGUACCAAAUCAGUUAUUACUUAAACGAAGAAAAGCAGUGGGCACUGGAUGUUGAAGAGUUACAAAGAGCCAUUAAUUUAUCUAAGCCAUAUUGUGAACCUAAAGUUUUGGUGAUCAUUAAUCCGGGUAAUCCAAGUGGUUUUGUUAUGUCGCAAAAUGAUAUGCAGAAUGUCAUCAAAUUUGCUUAUGAAGAAAACCUUCUCAUUUUAGCAGAUGAGGUAUACCAAUAUAAUGUUUAUGAUUCAGAUUUAAAGUUCUUUGCUUUCAAGAAAGUCAUGAAGGAAAUGGGUCUUCCAUUCAGUAACAUCCAACUUGCAUCUUUUAUGUCUGGGUCCAAAGGAUACAUGGGAGAAUGUGGAACAAGAAGCGGAUAUUGUGAAAUUGUGAAUCUUGAUAAUGACGUAAAAGAAAUAUUAAUGAAAUUACUAUCUGUAAGAUUAAGCCCAAAUUUGCAUGGUCAGAUAAUUAUGUACUGCAUAACGAAUCCACCGCAACGAAAUGAGCCUUCCUAUGAGCUUUUUGAACAGGAAAAGACUAGCAUUUUACAAUCUCUUAAGGAAAGGGCCCAGUAUUGCUAUGAAAAGUUUAAUAGUGUUGAAGGUUUAUCCUGCAAUAAAGUAGUUGGAGCUAUGUACGUAUAUCCAAAGAUCGAGCUUUCAAGGAAAGCCUUAAAAGGAGCGCAGGUAAGAAAUGUUCUUUUAAUGUUAGGAAUCACUAAAAUUCACAUUAACUGAGAAUCACAUCGAAGUUCUAAAGUUGUUUACGCAAAUCAAGAACACUAGGUGUUAUGUAAGGGAGGCUUUCGUGGAGGUCUUUCUAAGCAAAACUGACCCAUAUUCACGUUACACAUGGGAAAAUCACGAUAAAUUCUAAGCCAUCGGCCCAUUCGAUAGAAUUUAAACUCAUAUCGAACCAGUGAUCAGCAGUUUUAUUUGCUCCGUCACAUACAUAAAGAGAUAAAAUAAAAUUUUAUCAUUAAACACACAAAUUACUUUUACAAGCAACUGACAACAAUGAAAAUUUAAUGGCAAAUAUAAAAAAUAUAGUAAAUGUAACGGAGUUUUAUUUAUACGACUCUCUCCGGAUCGUUAUCAACCCAUGUAUUAAAAGAAUUUGAUUCUAAAAAUUUCGUUAGAGGGCAGUACUUAAUGUUUAAAUGAUACAUUAGCUUGAGACAAUUUUCAGAUUUGAAGUAAUACAGCUUAUAGUCGUCAGAACGGUCCUUAGCAUUGCCUUCCCCAACCAAAAAAAAAAAAAAAAAAAAAAAAAAAAAAAAAAAAAAAAAA